UUCGCACACGCCAUGGAGACUGUGUAGUGGCCUUGAAGAAAAAUCCCAUGAAUUAUAAGACAAGGAGUUGUCUGUGUGUGGGGAUGAGAGCGAGUGAGAGCAGAUUAAUUCUCAUCACCGGCUCUCCCCUGCCUCUUCUUCCUCUCCUCCCCUGAAAAUGAAGCUCUCGAUCUUCUUCUCCUUCCUCCUCGUCUCCUCCUUCCAUCUAUCUUCCUCCCAACGCUACAAUGCCCUGUUCAACUUCGGCGACUCCAUGUCUGACACCGGCAAUGUCGUCCUCGCCGGCCUCCCUUAUGGCAUGACCUACUUCGGCCGCCCCACCGGCCGCUGCUCCGACGGCCGACUCGUCAUCGAUUUCAUCGCUGAGGGCAUCGGGCUGCCGCACCUACAUCCCAACACCGCCAAGGACGCGGACUUCCACCAGGGCGCUAACUUCGCCUUCAUCGCCGCCACGACCCUCCCGUUCGACUUCUUCCACCAGCGUGGCCUCAGCAAGGGCCUCUGGGUGAACGCUUCCAUCCACGAACAGGUGGAUCGGUUCGAGAAGCUGCUGCCCUCCAUCUGCGGCACGCCUCAAGAAUGCAGGGACUUCUUGGGCAAAUCUCUGCUAGUAGUCGGCGAGUUCGGAGGAAACGACUACAGCACCGGGCUCUUCGCCAGCAGGAACGUAUCGGAAGUGAGAACCUUCGUGCCCCCUGUCACCCAAGCCAUUGCGGAGGGACUCGAGAGAUUGAUCGGCCUCGGCGCGGUGGAUAUCAUCGUGCCAGCGCUACUGCCGGUGGGUUGCUUCCCGCUGUACCUGACGCUCUACAACACCUCCGAUCCGGAGGACUACGGCCCCAGGACCGGGUGCAUGAGGCGGCACAACGCCUUGUCCUGGUACCACAACACGCUGCUCCGCCGUCAGCUCGACCGCCUCCGGCCGAAGUACCCGGCGGUGUCGAUCCGGUUCGCCGACUUCUAUGCCCAGGUCUUCGAUUUCGCCAUCAAUCCUCUCAAAUACGGAUUCAAAGAUGGAGCCCUAAGAACCUGUUGUGGGGCUCCCGGGUUGCGCAAUUACAACUUCAAUCUGCACGCCAAGUGCGAUCAGAACGGCUCGAGCGUGUGCCCGGAUCCGACGACUCACGUGAGCUGGGACGGAAUCCAUAUGACAGAAGCCGCUCACCGCAUCAUCGCCCAAGGUUGGCUUCACGGCCCCUACGUCGAUCCACCCAUUGUGAGCUCUAGCAACAAUUAAGACCUUGUCAUGGCAAACUAAUGACCAAAAGAGUUUUACGAGUAGAGUGCAUUGUUGUCAUUAAUUUCCUGCCCCCGUUGUGCUGCGGGGAGAAGAGGUACUGCCUGUGGUUCAUCCCAUGCUCCGAAUUUAUUUCUUGUAGUCGAGCUUUCAUCUGACACUCGGUUCUUCGUUUAUUAGUGGUAUAGAUUAUUUUUGUUCAGAA
Messenger RNA from Musa acuminata subsp. malaccensis (wild Malaysian banana), 1442 nucleotides. Its product is annotated as GDSL esterase/lipase At5g45910. The record is from RefSeq and is a predicted model, not a curated record. Gene Ontology annotation, molecular function: hydrolase activity, acting on ester bonds. NCBI's taxonomy places the organism in Eukaryota, Viridiplantae, Streptophyta, Magnoliopsida, Zingiberales, Musaceae.